AUGUAUGUGGUGGACAGCAAGGCCAUCCUGGAGGGCCUACAGAGGUACAACGCUAUGCCAAUCUAUCUGCCUGUCAGCUACCGGAUCCUUAAUGCUGAGUCAGCUUUCUUCCUACAGGAGGCAAACCAGGAUUUAAUGAGGAAUUCUAGCCUGCAGGCUCGUACAGAGUCCUUCUUCAUCCACCAGGCUCGGCAGAUGCCCUUUGUCAAUGCUAGCUACGGGCCACUGUCCGUGCAGCAGCCUAUCCCGCUAGAGAUGCUUCAGACGCAACCCGGGCCAUUUAAUAUGCCCCCUUUCAGUCUAUCAUCAGUUCCAACAUCUCCGUCGCUGUUACCACUUUUUACAUUUAACUGGAAAGUUCAUACUUACAUCAUUAAUGAAAGGGUCCACCCCAGCUGGCCGAAAGUCCAAGUGUUGUUCUACAUUGCAGGCAGGGACUGGGAUGAUUACAGUGCCAUUCAAAAGCUGCCCUGCAUCAGGAUGUUUGCAUUUCAUGAGACUCAAGAGGUGAGGGGGGCAUGCAGGCUGAAAGGGGAACUGGGAAUUUGUGUUGCUGAGCUGGAACCCCUCGCAAGCUGGUUCAGUCCACCCACUGUCAGACCAGGUAGGCAGAAGGUAUCAGACCAGACACAAGGAACUCCUGUGGAGCUUUACUACAUUGUUCAAACUACCAACACUGAGGACUGCAAUGCUGAGGACUCACGAAAAGGCAGUGCUAUUCGUAUGGAGCAACGGGGUCCCCGAGGCUAUUCUGCUGGGCACACACCUAUGCAACGUAUCGGGAGCGUUAGGCUCUUUCAGCCACUAUCGGAACUCAAACUGGACAGCAACUUUUUGGUCAUGGUACCCUCAAAACCUAUCCGACAGAGAGAAACUCUUUCAGCUUUUUUGGCUCUGUCUGCCCUUUCUACAGUGCAGAUCUUCACUCUCAGGGUGAAGCUGAAAGAUGGAGUGGCAUUCCUGGGGGCAAGAGCCAGUAACCCAGUAUUAUGGACGGUGAGUCAGGAUGUCAGAAGUGAAGGUCACAGAGUCGUGACCCUGCACUGCCGAAAAAAGGAGAACAGCUUCGGUCAAAGAGGGGAGGCAGUGGGCUACCAGCGAGUGUUGCAAGUGGAUCUGGAGGUGAACGGGUUGAUGGUUCCUGAGGGUGGCAGAGAGGUGACUUGGCAGGUGGAGUACCCACUCACCCGCACCCAGACGAGUGAGGUGCAGACACUCAUCCGCCUGGCACCACAGGAUUUAGGCGGCAUUGUACCACUAGCAAUGGACACAGAGAUCCUCAACACAGCCGUUCUCAAUGGUCGUACAGUCGCCGUGCCCGUGAAGGUCGUCACCGUGGGAACAGAUGGGGCAGUCUCGGAUGUAACCGAGUCGGUGGAAUGCAGGUCAACAGAUGAGCAAGUUAUUAAGGUGUCAGAGAGAUGCGACUACGUGUAUGUCAAUGGAAAAGAAACACGGGGAAAGAGCAAGGUCCUGCUCAACUUCACCUACAGUUUCCUAAGUGCACAGCUGGAGAUGAGCGUGUGGAUGCCCCGCCUGCCUUUGCUCAUCGACGUGGCCGACCCUGAACUCAGUCAGGUCAAGGGAUGGAGGGUUCCUGUCGCUACGGGACAGAAGAGGUAUGAUGACAAGGAGGAUGACAACAAAGGCGAGAGGAGAACAGAAAACUCUUGCGCACCCCAGUACCAGAGCACCACCCUUCAAGUUCUCACACAUUUUGUAUCCGAAAGUGAAGAGAUCCAAGAUGCUGGUGACGAAGAUGAGCAAGGCCAGCACAAAUUCUUGUUGGGUAGCGACUGGCAAGUGGAUGUGACCCAACUGGUGAAGGACUUUCUGAGGAUGGAUGACCCAAAAAUUGCUCAAUUGUGGGAAGGCCAAGUCAUAAUUGGUAGAAGCACAGGAAUGACCAAAAUACAGGUAUUGUCUCCUCUGACGUCAUUGGUCCUGGCUGAGAGGAGUAUCAAGGUGCUAGAUGAUAAAGUGAGUGUGACAGAGCUGGGAGUACAGUUAGUUUCUGGACUCUCGCUAUCCCUGAACCUCAGCCCAGGGAGCAAUAGUGCCAUUGUCGCCACUGCAACUACGCAGGAAGUCAUCGAAGCGCCUCAACAGGAGUCCUUCAUCAGUGCCUGGCUACAGUUCAGCGAUGGAUCGAUGACUCCACUCGAGAAUUACAACCCGGCCCAUUUCACACUGACUGCGACCACGCUGGACGAGCGGGUAGUGGUGGUAAAGAGCAAUGCAGCCUGGAAGUGGCCGGUCGUCAUGGCAAAGGGUGAAGGUCAAGGUUUACUCGUACGUGUUGAAAUGAGCAUGUCCGAGAUGUGCCAGAAUGGAAAGAAGCGAACCAGUUUAGCCUCUGGCAUGGCCAACGUACAGGUGAGGUUUGGAGGACCAGAGGAGCUCUAUAAGUAUUCAGGAGAGCGGCGUACACGACCCGAUACUCCUCACUAUGGUGGAUCCAUAUCUGAUAUGGAAACUGGGCUAAUUAACCGUGGAGCUACAACCAUUAGGGGCCACGUCCCAGUGAGGGCCAAUGGAGGGCGUCAUUCUGCCGGCACUGGGGAAAAAAUCCAAAGUGAAUUUUCAGACUUUCCAAACCAGGCUGAGCAUCCACGUAGUCGCAGCACUGAUGACGAUCUGCCAACCCGAAGAGCCAUGACCGACCUGGAGAUCGGUAUGUACGCCCUAUUAGGAGUCUUCUGCCUGGCCAUCCUGGUAUUCCUCAUUAAUUGCAUCUCUUACACAUACAAGUACCGAAGCAAGCACCUGUCCCUUGAGGCACCAGAGACAAUGUCCCAUUCUCAUGAUUGGGUUUGGCUUGGACAAGAAGAGGGCCUAUGCUUGCAGCAACAGCAACCGGACGAGCUUGGUGGAACCCCCGAGGAAGGAAGCCAACUGUUAAACGGAGGGGCUUUGCAUGGAAAUUCCUGUGCUGGAGGAUCUCGGGAUCACAGGAAUGAGUCUCUUAACUCCCCUACAACCAAGAGAAAGAAGGUGAAAUUCACCACAUUUUCCAAAAUUAAAGCUAGUAAUGGAUGUCCUGUUCUUAGCCCGUUAGCGUUAAUGCAAACCAGUGAGAUUAAGUGGGUAUGUCCGGACAUUGAGCUAGGGGACUCCAAGGAUCUUAGAAACUACAUGGAAAAGUUGAAUGAGAACGCUAUCAAGAACAUUGCUUAG
Nerophis lumbriciformis (worm pipefish) is the source of this 3177-nucleotide messenger RNA. The record is from RefSeq and is a predicted model, not a curated record. Lineage: Eukaryota; Metazoa; Chordata; Actinopteri; Syngnathiformes; Syngnathidae.